This is a messenger RNA of Ostreobium quekettii, 879 nucleotides long. NCBI's taxonomy places the organism in Eukaryota, Viridiplantae, Chlorophyta, Ulvophyceae, Bryopsidales, Ostreobiaceae. The record is from the annotation of a GenBank genome assembly.
AUGCUCCUGAACUACGUCGCUGACACCCGAAUUUACGGCACUCACGGCGCUCACGGCUCCUGCAAGGAGGCCAUUGAUGCCGUCCUGGCGCAUCACUUUACGCCAGUACUACCAGAUUUGCUGCGAAGCGACGACGCCCUGGUGCCACUGUGUCUCAAGGUGGUCAGCUCCGUGCUGGAGGCGCGGCCGAGCUUCGUGGUGCAGCUACAGGACGUGGGGGUGUUGGCCAAGCUCUUCGAUUUCUUGUCCGCGGAGCACGUCUGCAACAACUCCCACAGCAUCAGACUGUGCCGGAACCUCGUCACCCACACGACGGAAUUGCCAGAAUUCCUGCGGCAACUGGACGUGGCUGACAAGGCUCACUCCGUAUUUUCCUGGGCUUACAGCAAAGCCCAGACGCAGUUCUUCGAGCCUCUCGUGGAUUUGCUGACCGUUGUCACGCAGAGGGACGCCGCUGACAUCAAGGGCGGCGUGCCUGGGGCGGGCCUGUCAGACGUAUUCAUCCACGACCUGGACGCCCUUCUGGACUUGUGCGAAUACGAAGUCGAAGCGGUGGCCGUCAAUGCUUCCGCAUGCGUCCUGACGCUCGCCAGGUCGUUCCCCCGCCAGUGCGCCGACACGUGCUUGAAGGGCAAGAUCGAGACCCUGCAGCUGUUCGCGCACCUGUUCUCCGCCUCCCGCGUGCCACACCGCGUGACGCACAAUCUGCUGCUGGCGCUCACGCACUUCGCCUCCCUGCGGCCCAACCCGCGCGCCGCCCCCUCGCCGGACAUACGCCGCCUGGCGGACUGCGUCUCGCGGCUGGAGGCCGGCGGAGACGCCGAGAUCGGCAACCUGGCGUCCAGCGUGGAGUCCAUGCUGACGGAGGUGAUGCAAUGA